Exophiala xenobiotica is the source of this 1511-nucleotide messenger RNA. RefSeq lists its product as uncharacterized. Bases 387 to 1349 code for a protein of 320 amino acids. The transcript is spliced from 3 exons. The record is from RefSeq and is a predicted model, not a curated record. NCBI's taxonomy places the organism in Eukaryota, Fungi, Ascomycota, Eurotiomycetes, Chaetothyriales, Herpotrichiellaceae.
UUAAGUAGAGCGACACCACCAACUGUGUGAAAUGAACUUGAACGGACAUGCAGAGUCAAGUCUUCUAUUCAGCUAUUUAGACAAGCCAUUUCAUCGAUAGCCCGGAAAUGUGCAUAUGUCUGACCUGUUGUCUUCACUUGCACCUGCUUGACUUUGCCGACAGCUACGGCACCUUCUUUGUUACGGGAGUCAAACACAAUCAAUCAGCAAGUCGCAACUGCACCUUUUGAAGACACAGAUUGAUCGUUUGCCUCUUUUAUCUCACCACCUUUCCUUUUCUUCACCAUCCACUCUCACAAUCAAGUUCACUUCACAGGGUCCAGCAGCACCCCAAAACAGAUAUAACCUUGCUCUGAGCAGUAAUCGACUGUCCACCAAUACCAGUCAUGGCUGAAGUGACCUCUCCCACGAAGACCAAGACUGAGUCACCUAUGAAGAGUGAUUCCACCACCAAACCGGAAAGUACUGCAAUGGAGAAGGCCACCAAAGGCGACGUGCCCUCAUCAGACAGUGUCAAACCCAUGUCUCCAGCAUCUACCACAAAUACCAACGGAGCUGCGAAGACAGCAGCACCAAGAGUUUACAAUGAGCACAAGUUUGACCCUGCUACCGAGGAAGAGAUCCGCUCGAUCAUGUUCAAUGCACGCAACAUCUCAGAGGACAGUCAGUGCAAGACUGAAACAGAUGUCGUUAAGUUGGCGACGCUGACCACCAACCUCAUACAGCUGUUGAAUGCCGAGUACAUUGCUAAAGACGUCAUCGUUCGAGCCGUUGCUUACAUGCAGGGAGAAAGUCAUCUCUCACCCUACCGUGCCCUCAUCAAAGCUCACUAUGACCGCAAAGCAGCUCGCCGUAACAGCCACAAUGGUCAACACCCUCGCAACGUCAGCAAUCAGCAAAACAGAGCCCGAGCUGUCAGUGACGGCGCGAAGAAAGCUCUUGGUGAUGUUCAGGAAGAAUCCACCGUUGCUGAUACACCUCACAAGCCUGAGGCCGACUCCAGCGUCAUAGCAUCUCCUUCCCAAGCAAGUUCCACUGGCGAAUCGACGGCCAACGGUACAGGUUCCGACAAAGAGAAUAGCUCUCCCAAGAGUUCGGGUUCAAAGUCCACCAAGUCCACCAAGUCCAAGAAGAAGAAUUAUUGGAAGUCAAGACGUGAAGCGAAGAAGGCUUCGAAGGCUACGGCAGGGAAUGUAGACAAGGGUGGACAAAUUGGAAAAGCUGUUGCUACCAAUGGCGCGGCCGACCAAGAGGACGACACUACCGACAUGAAGGACAAUGACACGGCCACUGACAACGGCAAGGAGACUUCUGGUGGACGUCAGGAAGGGGUCAAUGUGAAGGCCUGAAUGUUUCAAGCAUCGCUGAUGCUUGAAAAACAAGCCAUGCUUCUAGGAGCGUUACAGCCACAUCGGGAGCAGGGAUGAUAUUACAUAUUUACCUUGGUACAUUUAGAGAUGACCCAAGACAUCAGACAAGGCUUUGACUGAAAACUGGCAGACGUAAACGUG